Galeopterus variegatus (Sunda flying lemur) is the source of this 2700-nucleotide messenger RNA. RefSeq names its product grainyhead-like 3 (Drosophila) (gene GRHL3). Lineage: Eukaryota; Metazoa; Chordata; Mammalia; Dermoptera; Cynocephalidae. The record is from RefSeq and is a predicted model, not a curated record. Gene Ontology annotation, cellular component: nucleus. Gene Ontology annotation, biological process: regulation of transcription by RNA polymerase II. Bases 63 to 1871 code for a protein of 602 amino acids. The transcript is spliced from 16 exons. Gene Ontology annotation, molecular function: RNA polymerase II cis-regulatory region sequence-specific DNA binding; DNA-binding transcription activator activity, RNA polymerase II-specific.
UAAGAGACAAGCGGUCAGCAGAGCCUCAGUGCCGAUCGAUCGUCGGAGCUGGGAGCAGGAAGAUGUCGAAUGAACUUGAUUUCAGGUCUGUGCGGCUGCUAAAGAAUGAUCCAGUCAACUUCCAGAAGUUCCCUUAUACUAGUGAGGAUGAGGCCUGGAAGACGUACCUGGAAAACCCCUUGACAGCCGCCACAAAGGCCAUGAUGAGAGUCAAUGGGGAUGAUGACAGCGUUGCAGCCCUGAGCUUCCUUUAUGAUUACUACAUGGGGCCCAAGGAGAAGCGGAUACUGUCCUCCAGCACCGGGGGUCGGAAUGACCAAGGGAAGAGGUACUACCAUGGUACGGAAUAUGAGACAGACCUCACCCCUCUUGAAAGCCCCACGCAUCUCAUGAAAUUCCUGACAGAGAAUGUGUCUGCAACCCCAGAGUACCCAGAUCUGCUCAAGAAGAAUAACCUGAUGAGCUUGGAGGGGGCCGUGUCCACCGCUGGCAAGGCAGCUCCACUCCCCCCAGGUCCUAGCAAGCUGGAAGCUGGCUCUGUGGACAGCUACCUGUUGCCCACCAGUGACAUGUAUGAUAACGGCUCCCUCAACACCCUGUUUGAGAGCAUUCAUGGGGUGCCGCCCACACAGCGCUGGCAGCCAGACAGCACCUUCAAAGAAGACCCACAAGAGUCGCUGCUCUUCCCAGAUAUCCUGAAAACAUCCCCGGAACCCCCAUGUCCAGAGGACUAUCCCAGCCUCAAAAGUGACUUCGAGUACACCCUGGGCUCCCCUAAAGCAAUCCACAUCAAGUCAGGCGAGUCACCCAUGGCCUACCUCAACAAGGGCCAGUUCUACCCUGUCACUCUGCGGACCCCAGGAGGUGGCAAAGGCCUUGCCUUGUCCUCCAACAAAGUCAAGAGUGUGGUGAUGGUUGUCUUCGACAAUGAGAAGGUCCCGGUAGAGCAGUUGCGGUUCUGGAAGCACUGGCAUUCCCGGCAACCUACUGCCAAGCAGCGGGUCAUCGAUGUGGCUGACUGCAAAGAAAACUUCAACACGGUGCAGAACAUCGAGGAGGUGGCCUAUAAUGCUCUGUCCUUUGUGUGGAAUAUCAAUGAGGAAGCCAAGGUGUUCAUCGGGGUCAAUUGCCUGAGCACAGACUUCUCCUCACAGAAGGGGGUGAAGGGUGUCCCCCUAAACCUGCAGAUUGACACCUAUGACUGUGGCUCAGGCACUGAACGCCUGGUACACCGCGCUGUCUGCCAGAUCAAGAUCUUCUGUGACAAGGGAGCUGAAAGGAAGAUGCGAGAUGAUGAGCGGAAGCAGUUCCGGAGGAAGGUCAAGUGCCCUGACUCCACCAACAGUGGCAUCAAGGGCUGCCUGCUGUCGGGCUUCAGGGGAAAUGAGACCACCUACCUGCGGCCUGAGGCUGACCUGGAGACCCCGCCGGUGCUGUUCAUCCCGAAUGUGCACUUCUCCAGCCUGCAGCGCCCUGGAGGGGUCGUCCCCUCGGCAGGACACAGCAGCUCCAACAGGCUGCCUCUGAAGCGCACCUGCUCGCCCUUUGCUGAGGAGUUUGAGCCUCUGCCCUCCAAGCAGGCCAAGGAAGAUGACCUUCAGAGAGUUCUUCUGUACGUGCGGAGGGAGACUGAGGAGGUGUUUGAUGCCCUCAUGUUGAAGACCCCGGACCUGAAGGGACUAAGGAAUGCGAUAUCUGAGAAGUAUGGGUUCCCUGAAGAGAACAUUUACAAAGUCUACAAGAAAUGCAAGCGAGGGAUCUUAGUCAACAUGGACAACAACAUUAUUCAGCAUUACAGCAACCAUGUAGCCUUUCUACUGGACAUGGGGGAGCUAGACGGAAAGAUUCAGAUCAUCCUUAAGGAGCUGUGAGGCCCGAGCAUCUGAACCCUCAGACUCCUUGGUGUCGGCUCCAGGCGAGGAGCCGACUCGGAAGUGGCCCCACGCCACACACAACCUCCGCACACGCCUCAGUGCUGUUACUUGAAUGCAGACCCACAGAUGUCAGGGCCAGGAAGGGACCUUGCAGGUCUCCCAAUCUGAACCCCCAUCUCAUGCUUGAAUCUACUCCCUGCACUUCCUGCCAGGGCCUGCCCACCCAGAGAUAAUGUCGUCUUGGUUUCCACAUACCCAACAGACUCCUUCCUCCUCAGAAGACCCUUUUCUGCAGCAGCCUCCAGCAGCCUGCCUGUUCAGAUGGCAGAAGUGCACCCACCCUCUGUCCUGCAGUGCGACGCCAGCUGACUUGACUCUGGUCUGGCCCCCACUCUCAGUUCUUCCGUCUCCUUCAGACCAAGGAUUUCUCACCCUUUGGUCAGUUAACUUGAAAACUCUUUGUCAGUGCAAAUGACUUUUAAAGACACUAAGCGGAAACAAUCUCUUUUCACAGACUUCCUCAAUGCAAGAUGUAAAUAAUAGAGGUGAUUGACUGGAACAAAGUGACCGCUGUAUAAAACUACUGUCUUGCCUACUCACUGUUGUAUACAUUUCUUAAUUACAAUUUUCAUUUGUUAUAUAUAUAAAUAUAUAUUGUACAUAUAUAUGCGACAUUUUAUAUUUUUCAUGGAUACAUUUUUAUCAUUUCAAAAAAUGUGUGUAUUUCACAUUUCUUGGACAAUUUUUUUUAGUUGUUAUUCAAUCAUGCAUUUUGUAUACUCUUAUGGUAUUUAGUAAUAAAAGUCUACCCACGUAUUACUUCAAA